UCUGUUCACCGGGCGGUCCGACAAUGCUUAGCAUUUAGGCUGUUUGAAGGAUCCAUUACCAUGGAAACUUUAUUUAGCAGCUACCGGAAAGCACAUGGGCGAAACCGAAGCUUGGUUGGAGAUAGAGCAUAAACGGGGCGGGAUUUAGACAGCAGUUGGAUAAUCUUCCUGUCAAUCACGCGCAGCGGGCUGUUCAGCGGGUAACAUGCGAAAUGUUUGGAACUGUAUGAGCAAGAGUGGCUGAACCGUGUAAUAGUGAGACAAGGAUUUCCCCAUUCUCCCAGAGACAUGGAGGACACAAGUUGGAGCAAAGAUGAUGUUGGUAUCUUUCACUCCAGGAAGGGGAGAAGGGCUUAUGAUGAUUUUCAUAUACAGGAUCAGUCCCGGAGAGAGGAUACAAUUGAUAUUGUUGGAGAGGACAGUCUAAAGGAGUCAGUUUCCAGGGCAACGGAGUGUGAGCCUGUGAUGAGCUCCCUGCUGAACACCAGGCGUCUGCAGGCAGGAAUAUCCCGCCAGCUUCUGGCCCUGCAACCAGUGCCCAAAGACCCACCAGGAUCCAACACAGCAUCAACCAUGGGGAUCGUGCAGGAGCUGGAGGAGCUGCGGGAACUGGUGCUAAAUAAAGAACAACUAGUGAAGCAGCUACAUAGCCAGCUGAGAGAUGCCAUCCACAACCAGGAACUCAGUCGGAUGGAGGUUCUUGAAAAGGAUGCCAAACUGCAGGACCUACAAGAGACCAUCACUGAACUGCACCAGGAGAUUUCCUUCAAGGACUCCAAGGCAGUAAUCCAUUUGCAGGAAAAGCACUAUUUGGAAAAUCAAGUCAAGGCCCUGAGCCAGGUGGUAGCCAACCCUUCAGCAGACCCUCCUCUAUUGGAUUCAGACUCAUCACUGCCCAAAACUAACACAUUUCUAAAAACAGAGUUGCAUCGUAGAGAAUCUGAAUUGAAAAUUGCUCAGAAUGAACGUCUUACACUGCAAAACACAAUAGACGUGCUUUCUUCUGAGCUUGAUGAUCAGGAGCAGCAGAUGUACAGGCUGCGGAGGGAGCUGAGGGAAAGGCAGGAAGAGUUAGAACAGCGACACAGCCGCAUACAGCAGCUUCACAUGGACCUGCAGUCAGCUGGAAGCCAGAGAGAUGAGGCCCAUAGACAGCUUUCCGAAUGUAAUCUGCGCCUUUCCUACCUUGAAGGAGAAAACUUUGCCCUUAAAGUCCAUCAGCGUGAUCAGGAAGUGGAGUUGGAAAAACUGAAAGCAGAUUCUGUAUUAGUGCAGAGAGCAGAGAAAGCGCAGCCAACAUGGGAUGUGGAGCACAGAAGAGAUCUGGAACUAAGACUUUCUAAAGCCGAGGAUCGUGUGCUGGAAAAUCAGGCUGUAAUCCACCGUCUGCAAGCAGAGCUGCAGGAUUCUACCUUUACUGUGGGUGGUUUACAGAAACAGUUGCAUGAAGCAAAGGCAGAAGCAGUGUCCCUCAGAGGGAAAUACAGUGACUCUCAGAAGGAGAUGAUGGAAUUACAAGAGCAGGUCAUGGAUCAGGAGCAAAUAAUACAGGUGUUGCAAAGAGAGAACAGAUCUGCAACAGACAGCCUGCACAGAUUCAAGGAACAGGUUAUUCAUCUUGAGCAGUCUCUACAAGAGAUUCAAGAGGAAAGAUCAAGGCUUCAAGAACAUUGUCAGCACCUAGAGCAAGAGACGGCCACUCUCCAUGCUGAAUUGGAAACACAGGGCUUGACACUGACUGAGCAGAGCAGUCAGUUGAACCAAAAAGAUCAGCAGACGGAGCGUCAGAAUCGCGAGUUGCAUGCUUCGCGAAAGGAAAUGCAGUUUGCUGAGGAUAAGGUCUUGCAGCAUGAAGCACAAAUAUGUAGCCUUAGGGAAGAUCUCGCAUUGUGUCGCACUGAAAAGUCAUCUCUGUCAGAGAGCAUUCUAAGGCUGGAGAGAGAGCUGAGCAACAGCAAGGCCCAAAGAGAGGACCUGGAGCAGGAGAUACAUUUCCAAACCAGAACUUUAGAACAGCUGCAGGCCCAGUUAUCAGUCAGACAGUCUGCAGAGGAGAGUGCUUGUGAGAAGAGUGUGAAACUCCAAGAGGAAAGAGAUACGAUGCAGAGCAAGCUCUAUGAUCUUCAAAAGGAGGUAUUCUUGGCUGAGCAGCGUAUGAAUGCAGCUCUACGUGAGAAAGAGUCAUUACAACUUGAUGUCAGUAGGAGGGAUACAGAGCUUCAAGCUCUGAAAGAGCAAUUGCAGACUUCUCAGGAUGCCCUGUAUAAAGCUACACAAGAGAAAGAUGAAUAUAAGCAGGAGGCAGAUAGACAGGAGGAAGAGAAAGAGGACACAAUUAAAUCUCUGCAGCGGGAGCUUUCUGAACUACAAGAGGAAUUUGGAUCCUGCAAAGGACAGCUGUUUCAGUGCCAGACAGUGGUUGAACAGCAGGGACAGGAGCUGGCAGCAGCAGCAGAUGGACAGAAAGAAAGAGAAAAGCAACUCUCACAACUUAGCAGCAAAAAUGAGAAACUAGAGCUGGACCUCACCCUCCUGAGUGAGAAGCACAAGGCUGCACAAAAAGAGGUAUCCACUCGUGAUCAGUCUAUACUAAAUCUUCGUGCAGAUCUCAUGGCUAAAAAUGAAGAGCUGCAGCAAGCGAAAAAUGAGCUUACUGUGACUAGUGAGGAGUUAAGCAGUGUUCGCAUUAAGCUCAAGAAUCUUCAGAGUGAUGUACGAAGCCUCCAAGAAAUUUGCACAGACCGGGAAAAUACAGUCAGUGAAAAGGAAGAAUGUAUCACUGAACUACAAAGAGAAAGAGAGGAGACCCAUGCACAGUUACAGCGACACCAGAAGGAGGUUGUAUCCUUACAACAGGCACACCAGCUAGAAGCAGAGCGUGUACGAAAUGAUACCCUGCGACUGCAAGAUAAAUUGGAAUCUGUAACCAGGAGAAAAGAGGAGCAAGAAGUUGAGGUUCAGCGUUCAAGAGCCAAAAUAGAGAGGUUAUCGCAGGAUCUAGAGCUUGCACAACAUAUGCAGCUGCAGCUGGAGGAGAAGUUGUCCCAGCGAGAUGUGGACCUGCGUAUGCGAGGGGAGGAGGUUCAGCAAUUGCAGGCACGGCUGUGGGAAGCUGAAGAGCGAGCGAUGAGCGCAGAGAAUCAGAGUGGCUCUUCACUUAGCAGUAUGGAACUGUAUCGCAGUAAAUACCAGGCAUGUGUGGGCCGAGCUGGGGAGCUUGAGAGCAAUGUCAGACAGAUGGAAGAUGAAGUGCAAGAGCUGAAACUCGAGGUGGCUGAGAGAGAUUCACGUCUCUCUUCUCUGCGGGGAGAGCUGCUGGUCAUGCAGCAGGAGCUAGAAGGAAAGUGUUUAGAGCUGGAGAGCUGUGAGGAAGCCAUUGAUCAGUUAACACAAGAACUUCAGGCCACACAGUCAGACCUAAGUGCAAGCCGUGAGCAAUCACGGGAGAAUGAGGAGAUGCUUCAGUCCGUUAAAGAAAGUGCAGCAAGGUUACAUGAGCAGGUAGUAGAACUGGAAGAGGACCUAGUGAAGUUGCAGACAGAUUUUGCUUCAUAUAAAGCCACUCACAGACACAGCGACAACAACUAUGUAGAGCUGGAGAGACUCGUCAUGCAGCUUAACCAGGAGCUGAGCCGUGCGGAGGCGGAGGUGCAAAGACAGAAGCAGGAGACUUCUCAUAGCCAGGCACUUUUGCAUGAGCUGAAAUUGGAUCUAACUAAAGAAAGAGAACAAAGAAAUAGCACAUUGAAUGAUGUGGAACGGCUGGAGCAAGAAGUUUGCUGCCUCCGAAGGGACACAGCAUCACAGAUCCAAGAACACAAGCUUCUGGUUUCUGAGCAACAGCAGCAAAUCCAAAAACUGCAGGAGGAACUCAGAGAAAGUGCUAAACGUCUUGCUCAGAGAGAACAGGCCAUCCAGAAGCGUGAUGCCGUCUUACGUCAGUCUGAGGCUGACCUCCUUCGAUCUCGCAGCUCUCUGAAAUCACAACAUCAGGAGAUAGAGCGCCACCUGGAGUCUGCUCGAGCGAUGGAUAAGAGACUGCAGAAUUCACAGAAAGAAUGCGAGCAGAGAGAACGAGAUAACUGUUCCUUAAGGGCAGAAAUGCAAGAUCUGAAAAGCGAGCUUAAAGAAACAUAUGCACUUCAUCAACAAGCAGUGCAGGAACUGGCUGGUCAAGAGGAAAAGACGCUUUUAAUAGAGAGUACACUGCAAAGCACCCAAGAGCAGUUAAGUGAGCGUGUGGCUGAGGUUGUGAGACAAGAACAGCACCUGCGCAGGCUGGAAAGUGAAAUGCGUACACUGAGAGAGAGGACAAGUAGCAGUGAAGAGGAACUGGAACAGUGCAGAACAAUAAUGGAACGCCUGAAGUGGGAGCUUAAUGAUGUAAAGAAGAAACAUCAGAGCUCCUCCCAAGAAGCCUUGAAGUUGCAGCAUUCUGCUAGUAAACUUCAGCUUGAGCGGGCCAAUGAGCAGGAACAGCAUAAAGUUAUGCAGCAGCAGUUACAGGAGCAGAAUUCCAUCCAGAAGAGUCUCAGAGCCGAGCUGGCACAGCAACAGGACCGACAGGAGGAGCUUCAGAGACAGCAGCAGCAGAGCAAAGAGCGAGAAAGCCUGUUGCAGCGAGAAGUAGAGGAGCUGAGCCUGAAAAUAGAACACUCCAGCAGGCUGUUGUCAGAAAGAGAUCGGGCGCUGCAGGGCUUGCAGAAAAGCUACUCACAACUAGAAAGGAGAUACCAGAAUGUACAGGAGGGAGCCCGAGAGAGUGUAGCAGAACUGGAAUUAACCAAGAAUGCUUUGCAGCAGGCACAGAGGAAAGUCCAAGUCCAGAGCCAAGAGCUCAAGCGAUUUGAGGAAUCUUUGUCUGGCCUGCGUUCAGAGGGGGAGACAGCACAGAAGUUUGCCAAGAGCCAAAGUCAGGAACUGAGCACAGCACAGGAAUGUGUGACAGAACUGAGAGGUCAAGUGACCGCAGCACAUGCCAAGCAGAGAGAGGCCAUGGAGCAGCUAGCUGAGCGCAGCAGGGAGUUGGCAACUCUACGCAAUGAGUUCCAGCGCAGCCAACAGAGAAAGGCCGAGCUAAAGAGAGAGGUUGCAGCACAGGAGGAACGAGUUCGGAGACUGACCACAGAGGUCCGUUCUUUGCAUGAGCUUCAGAGACAGAAAAAUCAAGAGGUGGAGGAUGGAGAGGGGCGUUUGAGGGAGCUUAGCAACCAGCUGCAGCACUGCCAGAGGCUCUACCAAGACAAUUCCCGUGAGCAGAAUCAGAAGGAAGAAGAGGUGAAGCAGCUGCAAGGGCAACUUGAAGCUUUGAUAGAAAAAAGGAAACAUGAAGGGAUUGAGAAAGAGGCUCUGCAGACUUCACUCAACCAGAUGAAACAGAAAUACAGUGCAGCUACUAGUGAACUGGAAACUCUGAGAAGCUCUUUGGAAGCAGCAAGAACAGACUGCCGCCGGUUGCACCAUGAAAGUGAACUGGUUGUGAGUAAUGUGAAUGACUGGGUGAGCGAGCAAAAACAAUCCAACAAGACCCUAGGAGAGAAGAUCCGGGAGCAGAGUAAACAGAUCAUGCAGCUGGCAACAGAAAAGGACCAUAUGCAGGAGGUGAUAGAACAGCUUCACCGAGAGAAUAGGCACCUGAGGCAUCAGCUAGAUGAGUGGAGGAUAGAGAAUGAACGCUAUAAGCUGACUCUGCGUAAAUCUGACCUGGAUAGUAGGAGUCCCAGCGACCUCCUCACUGAAGAUGUGGGGACUCUUCGUUCUGCGCGCCGUGUCUUUAGCAGUCUUGGAAACCUAAGGACAAAGCGAUGUGAAAAUCCCUGACAUUCAGAUGAAACCACCGCUGAAACGGACCGGCCCACGUCUGAAGCCUAAACUGAAACCACUGGAGUUUUUGAGCCGUCUGGGGCUUUAUAUCGUAUAUACAGACUAAAACUGUGAAUAUGUGUAUAAGGGCCAGCUGAAUGCCUUGUUCUUCUGGUUCUGAUCCAAAAGGAAGCUGUAGGGAAGUCAUGUUUACCUGGACAAGUUAUCGCAAUCACUUUUUUUUUUUUUUUUUUUUUUUAAUGGAUGUGAAUUAAAUUUUUUUUUUUAAGAAAAGAAAUUUGCACAUUUUAAUACAGCACAGAGUUCUGCCUGCUGCACCAACAUUAAAUUAUUUUAAAAUAUUUAUAAUUUUAUAAUAAAUGUAUCGAGGGUGA
This is a messenger RNA of Xenopus laevis (African clawed frog), 6197 nucleotides long. RefSeq names its product polyamine modulated factor 1 binding protein 1 L homeolog (gene pmfbp1.L). Gene Ontology annotation, biological process: spermatogenesis. The transcript is spliced from 41 exons. The coding region runs from base 289 to 5820 and encodes 1843 amino acids. The record is from RefSeq and is a predicted model, not a curated record. Lineage: Eukaryota; Metazoa; Chordata; Amphibia; Anura; Pipidae.